Molecule: messenger RNA, 1032 nt
Organism: Miscanthus lutarioriparius
Lineage: Eukaryota; Viridiplantae; Streptophyta; Magnoliopsida; Poales; Poaceae
Source: the annotation of a GenBank genome assembly
AUGGCGGCAUCCCAGCUGAGGCCGCCAAGGGUAACAGCGUCGAUAUGCAGCUUGGAGAAGGAGAGUGGGGAACACACAUUCGACUACAGCUACCAGACCGACCUUGAUAGAGGAUACAUCUUGUCUGACAGGUUCACCGUCGGUGGCCAUGACUGGCGCAUCCGCUACUACCCUGAUGGAACCGGCAACGGGGAAGAGUGCAAAGACUACGUGGGAGUACAACUGGAGCUCAUGAGCGUGUUCACCAAGGUGAGGCUGGCGUACGAGUUUAGCCUCGUCGAAGACCAAGCCGCCUUCAAGUCAACGACGACUGUGUUAACAGCUGAGAAUCCCACGUGCGGAACUGACAAAUUCAAGAAGAAGAGCGAUCUGCGUAGGUUCCUUUGGAACGAUUCUCUUAAGAUCCACUGUGUUGUCACUGUUAUCAAGGAAGCACAGCUGAGGGAGACCGCUGUCAGUUCCUACCUCGUCGACGUUCAAGUGCCGCCGUCGACCCUGUCAUCUGAUCUUGGACAGCUGCUGGCCUCCGGGAAGGAUGCGGAUAUCACACGUUCAAGGUUAAAACCAGCGCUGCUUCACUUCAUCUACACGGAUUCACGGCUGAAAGAACACAGGAAUGAGGAAAUCGCUAAGAAAUUAUUGGCGGCUGCCGACAAAUAUGGCAUGGAGAGGAUGAAGUUGUAUUGUGGAAGAAUCCUUUCCGACAGACUAACUGUUCACAGUGUGGCAACCACCAUAGCCCUAGCUGACGACUAUCAUUGCAGGGAACUGAAAGAUGCAUGCAUCCAAUUUAUCCUCUCUUCUACGAAAACAGGGGCUGAUGUAAUCUCAAUUGAAGGGUGUGAGGAACUCGAACUUAAGUAUCCUGGAGUUGUUCUAGAGAUACUGGAAAAAUCCGGAAGAAAAAAAGUAUUCAAGAAGCCAGUUGAAAAGCAACAAGACCCUGAGGAACGACGAUCGGCGGGAAAUCACCGUGGUGAAGGCAAGUUCAAACUCAACCAUAUUACAUUGGAGCAUAAUUUGCAAUAUUAA